Thamnophis sirtalis is the source of this 3218-nucleotide messenger RNA. RefSeq names its product spire type actin nucleation factor 1 (gene SPIRE1). The record is from RefSeq and is a predicted model, not a curated record. Gene Ontology annotation, biological process: polar body extrusion after meiotic divisions; intracellular transport; actin nucleation. Gene Ontology annotation, cellular component: cytoplasmic vesicle membrane; cell cortex. Lineage: Eukaryota; Metazoa; Chordata; Lepidosauria; Squamata; Natricidae. Gene Ontology annotation, molecular function: microtubule binding; actin binding.
CCCCGUGGGAUUGGGCUGUCCUGCACCGCUCACGCGCUCGGCUGCGGUGGCUGCUUUGGCGGGGAAGGAGGAGUUUGGGGCGAAGAUGAAGGCAGCGGGCAGCAGCUGAGGCGAGGGGCGACGGAUAGAGAAGCUCGCGGCCGGGGGUUUCUUCUCCAGCAAAGGGAAUGGCUUACGCCGGGGCUGCGGGCGACGAGGAGCCUUCGUCCGGCACCUCUAGCCGCCGAGAAGACGAGGGCUACGGCGGAGGCCAGGCGGCUGCGAUGCUGCGGGAAGCCCUCUCGCUGGAAGAGAUCCUCAAGCUCUACAACCAGCCCAUCAACGAGGAGCAGGCGUGGGCCGUUUGCUACCAGUGCUGCGGUUCCCUCCGCGCCGGGGGUCGCCGCGGAGAGAGCCUGAGCCGCCGGGUGGAGAGCCCUGCCGACAUCCGGAUCUGGAGGGAUGGGACCGUCACUUUGAAUGGAAGCGGCGCCGCUCGGAGCCCGCUCGGAGCAGGUAAAUCUGAACAUUCACAUUUUUCUGAAACAAAGGUUAUAGAAUCACUAGGAAUUAUUAUUUAUAAAGCACUGGAUUAUGGCUUGAAAGAGAAUGAAGAGCGAGAGCUAAGCCCUCCCUUGGAGCAACUGAUUGAUCAUAUGACUAAUACAGUGGACGUAGAUGCAACCAAAGAUGAAGGUUAUGAAGCUCUGGAUGAAGCUGCAGAUGAUGAACAUAAAGACAGUAUUGAAGUUAUACAGUCUUAUAGAGAUGUCAUGAAGCUUUGCGCUACCCAUCUGCCAACCCAAUCAGAUGCGCCAAAUCACUAUCAAGCAGUAUGUCGCGCACUAUUUGCUGAAACAAUGGAGUUGUACACAUUCUUGGCCAAAAUUAAAAGUGCUAGAGAGAAUUUAAAGAAAAUGCAGGAAAUGGACAAAGAAAGAAAUGAGGACUCUAGCACUGACCUUGAUGAAUUAAAAACUGCUGAUUGGGCACAGUUUUGGAUUCAAGUUAUGAGAGAUUUGCGAAAUGGUGUAAAACUUAAGAAAGUUCAAGAACGUCAGUACAACCCUCUUCCCAUAGAAUAUCAGCUCACUCCGUAUGAAAUGUUGAUGGAUGAUAUUCGAUCCAAGCGCUAUACUUUAAGAAAGGUUACGGUCAAUGGGGAUAUUCCUCCACGAUUAAAAAAGAGUGCCCAUGAAAUUAUCUUGGACUUUAUCCGGUCUCGACCUCCAUUAAAUCCUGCAUCUGCAAGAAAACUGAAGCCAACUCCACCGCGGCCACGUAGCCUCCAUGAAAGAAUUCUGGAAGAAAUAAAAUCUGAAAGAAAGCUAAGACCUGUUUCACCUGAUGAGAUCAGGCGUAGCAGGCUAGAUGUACCCACAUCAGCAGCCUCCCAAAACCUAUUAGAAAGCUGUAUAGCGAAUGGCAGCUUGGAAUCCAAAGCAAAGGUAAAUGGUCUAGGUACAACAACAAAAUUAACGGUGCAGCGGAAGAGACUUUUGAAAGCUCCCACUUUGGCUGAACUGGGUAGCUCAGAUUCAGAGGAGGAGUCUAUACCCAAAUCAGCCAGCAGUGGUAGUGUUUCUCCCUCCCAGAUGGAAGAUGUGUUUCUGGAGACCACAUCUGGAAAAAAGGUGCCUCCAAAAUUCUUGCCAAUAUCAUCUACACCACAGCCAGAAAGGAGACAACCACCUCAGAGACGACAUUCUAUUGAGAAGGAAACGCCAACAAACGUCCGGCAGUUCUUGCCUCCCACAAAACAGAGCUCCAGAUCCCUUGAAAACCCCAUAUUUCUGUUGUUGUUUGGUCUUAUGAGAAUGAGACAACUUCUUGUUCCAAGGAAGACCCUUUUUUCAACCAUACAUACAACUUCUCAGCUUAGUUCUCAUCCUUUUGAAGCAGCUUUGUUUGGAUUGGCCAGAACUGUGUAUUAUCUAUGUGAAAGAGUUUUUAACCAGUGGAAAGCCUCAAAGGAGGAGUUUUGUUACCCGGUGGAAUGCCUGGCUCUCACAGUGGAAGAAGUAAUGCAUAUCCGUCAAGUGCUGGUAAAGGCAGAACUAGAGAAAUAUCAACAAUACAAAGAUGUCUAUACUGCCCUAAAGAAGGGAAAGCUCUGUUUUUGUUGUCGCACAAGAAGAUUUUCUUUCUUCACUUGGUCCUAUACUUGUCAGUUUUGUAAAAGGCCUGUAUGUUCACAAUGCUGUAAAAAAAUGCGCCUACCAUCAAAGCCAUAUUCCACCCUUCCAAUUUUUUCCCUGGGACCUUCUGCUUUACAAAAAGGAGAAAGCUUUAUGAGACCUGAUAAAACUCCCAUCAGCCAUCAUAGGUCACUAAAGGGCAUACCAAGGUUAUCCUCAAAGUCAAAGUCGGUAGAUAAGUCAAAUGAAGAACCAUUUUUUCCAAAAGAACUCAUGGAGGACUGGAGCACCAUGGAGGUGUGUGUGGACUGCAAGAAGUUCAUUUCAGAAAUAAUCAAUUCAAGCCGCCGCAGCCUCUCUCUGGCUAACAAACGAGCCAGAUUAAAAAGGAAAACACAGUCAUUCUACAUGUCAUCUCCAGGCACUUCAGAAUACUGUCCUUCUGAGAGGACUAUCAAUGAAAUCUGAGUCUUGUGCCUUUCUCUUUAUUUACUCUUCAUGAGAUCCUGAGAAACUCAUCAAAACCAGAGCAUCAUUUUUUUCCCUUUGUUCUACUUGAUCAUUUACAUUUUUAUUAGCUUAUUGGUUUCCCUGCUCGAUAUAAUGUAUAAAAAGAAUCAGAAAUUGUCCCACCCAGCAGGCCAGCGAAUAAGCUUGUUUUACUGGAGGAAAACAACUAUACUAGAUUGUUGUCUACUUGUAUAUGUUCAGUGUACAAAGGAAGUCUUUAUUUGUAUUUUUUGUAAUUUAUCCCUUAGUUAUUUUUAAGAUGAGUCUCUAUGUAUGUAUGUGUAUAUAUAUGUAGAUAGAUCUAAAGAAAAACUAGAUUAUGGUGUUAGUACAUUUGUAAACCAUAUUGGCAUUUGCUACCAAUUAAAUAGUAAUCAUAUUUUGUUAAUUUGAUGUACGUAGUCCCCUAUUGUACAGAACUUGUUUUCUUAUAGCACAAGAUUAAGAACGAUUUGCUAAUAUGCUGGAAAUGGUGAAUCAAUCCAUACCAUCUCAGUCUUAGUAUACAAUACUGAAUAAGCUGGAAGCCUGAAUGGGUAAUUAUUUUCCUGCAGCUUCUGCUAUACUAUAAUAAAAUUAGUGUGUUCAAAA